AUGUCAACUACGGACGAGAAACUAUCUGACCAAAACCCAUCAAUAUGGCACAUCUACCACAAAGGCGACCGGCACAUCUCAAUAACACCAUUCAUCAAUCCAAAAAAGGAGUUCGGAUUCAAUAAGAAAAAACACGAAAAGCCCGCUGGAGACCAAGACGAGGAAUCCAACUAUUUCAUACACCACCCAACUCUAAUAUUCCACAAUCCUCCACGUACACUCCGUCGCGGAAAUAAAAACGGAACACCGAUCUGUCUAAUUAAAUGCGGGACCUUUUGGCGGAACUGGACAAUCCAGCUCGGUGAUCUGAAGGAUGUUAUUGAUCCUAGAGGUGUGGUAAAAUGGGAGUGUCGCAGUAACACAAACAAUACUCUCAACGAUGAUCGCGCUUUGAAAGGGUAUAAGGUCCGCUCGUGGAGGGUGUGGGGGGAGAGUGGGAAAGAAUAUCAUCGUCUGGUUAAUUUGAGACGCAAGGAAAUGGAAUUUGCGGAAAGGGAAAAUAUGCAAGUCGUGCAUGAUACUCCUAAGAUAAAAAUCACGGAAGAUGGGAAGCAAGGCUUGGAUUCACGAACAGAAUACCCUAGCUCUCCUUACUCUGCAACACCGCAUCCAGCUCUUGCUGAAGAGGCAGUCCGUCUAAGCUGGCGUUCUCCGGUUUCGUUAAGUCCUCGGCGCUAUACGUUCGAAUACGCCAAUAUCAAGUUCUCCUGGGAAGGAACGAGAGACGUACACUCGACCAGAAGGGCGAAAUGGAUCAUGCCAUUCAGCCACUUGAUGUUGAUUGCCAGACUUCCUGAAAAUGAGAGCGAAGAUAUCCUCGUUGGACAGUAUACAGCAAGCUUUGCGAGUUGCAAAUAUGGCGAGUUGUGGGUUUUCGAUUCGGCGGUAGCUCAGCUACUCGAUGGCCAUUCUUCCGAUGUUAGGGAGACGAGACUGUAUGAAUUGAUCAUCACGACGGCUAUGUGUAUGAUAAUUGGUGAGAGGGGGAAGCGGAAUACUCUCUUGGCUUUACUUGCGCUGCUGGCAGAAGGGGGAGGUGCUAGUUAG
This is a messenger RNA of Penicillium griseofulvum, 1047 nucleotides long. RefSeq lists its product as uncharacterized. Bases 1 to 1047 code for a protein of 348 amino acids. The transcript has a single exon. Lineage: Eukaryota; Fungi; Ascomycota; Eurotiomycetes; Eurotiales; Aspergillaceae. The record is from RefSeq and is a predicted model, not a curated record.